This is a messenger RNA of Leptomonas pyrrhocoris, 396 nucleotides long. RefSeq lists its product as hypothetical. The record is from RefSeq and is a predicted model, not a curated record. The coding region runs from base 1 to 396 and encodes 131 amino acids. The transcript has a single exon. NCBI's taxonomy places the organism in Eukaryota, Euglenozoa, Kinetoplastea, Trypanosomatida, Trypanosomatidae.
AUGAACAGCUACGCGGAUCGCGGCUACCGAAUUGUGUGGCUGGAGCACUACCCCGUUCUGCACCACGCAAGCCUUUUCACCGUUGAGAAGACACUGGCGCCGGUGGUGCGGCUGUGGCGCGAGUGCGGCUCCCACCUCACUGUCACUGUGGUGCUGUCUGCCAUGUCGUGCGUCACCGCCACACGUCGACAGGGGAUGGAGCUCUCUUUUGUUGUCCCACAGGCCGGUCUGCUGCAGUUCUUUGUGGGCGAGAUGAACGUUUCCCUGCAGCCGGACGCGAAAGCAGCAUCGAUUGUGGGCUGCGGUGCGAGGGGCAGCGCCUUCCUUCACACGAUGCACCGCGAUUUUGCGGGAAACGCAGGUCUCCCCUACGUUGAUAUUGCAGACUUGCAGUGA